AUCCGUCAGCUAGCUGAAUUCCUCCUCUGCAGAGGGCCCCUUUCUUAUCGGCACUAAUCCAGCACAGCAGCUGCAGCAGCUCUGUAGUACUCGGUGCUAUCAGUGCUGUGCAGGGUGCCCGAUAACCCCCCUCCCUCUCCUGCGCCAGCAGCAAGCCCUCUUUGCGCUCCCGCACCAUGUACGGCCACCGAUCCCUAUCCUUGGGGCGCGUAGUGACUGCCUGGCAGCAGCAAAACACAAACAAGCAGAGCUGGGCGGGCGAGCGAGCUGCGGGCAGCCAGGGAGGCAGCACCCAACCUGCCUCUGCACUCCUGAGCCCCCGGUUCGCUCCGUCGAAGGAGGCGCGUCUGCCAAGCGCUCUCCUCCUGGCAAGAGGCACCUCCGCACGCAUCCACCCAGCGGGAAGGGGGGGCUGGGUCCGCAGCGCCCUGUGCCAGCUGGCAGGACGGAGGGCAGCCGCUCCCCUGGCCUCUGCCUGCGCCCUCGGGAGGAGGAGAAAGGAUGCUCGGACAGGGCUGGUUAAUAGCAGCCAUGGAGGCAGUGCUGAUCUUCCUGUGCUCCCUGCUGGUGCCCGCGGCCGUGGCAGACGUGGCCACCCAGGGAAAGGAGGAGGACCCCUUUCACUAUGAUUACCAGAGCCUGAGGAUCGGGGGGCUGGUCUUUGCCGUGGUCCUGUUCACCGUCGGUAUUCUCCUUAUACUCAGCAGGAGGUGCAGGUGCAGUUUCAACCAGAAGCCCAGAGCUCCAGGGGACGAGGAGGCUCAGGCUGAGAACCUGAUCACCUCAAACGCAACGGGAGCACAGAAAGCAGAGAACUGAACAAGAGCCAUGCGACCCAGAGACCUGAGGACAGACGCUCGGACCGCAGAUGCCAGUGGCCUGCGAGGAAACUGAAAUUGCAGCAACAGGUCCCCCUAAGGAGAUGCGAAGCUGCUGUCUGUGUUACCCUCUGUACUUCAGCACCGGUUCUCUGUUUACUAACCCGACUAAACUCCACUCACCGUCCUCUCUGCCUCCAGUGGUGUGUAAUGUUGAUGUGAGAUGACCAUACCUCUAGGGCUAGUCGUUGCUGAUGUUGUAAUAGUGACUUUCUCUUCACUUUUCUCGUGCUGUGCAUAUGAUUCCGGCUGUGUAUGACUGGCAGGCGCUGCCCCUCUGGGCCAUUUCCCAAGCCCAGGAUGGGGAGCCACAGGGCAGGGUGGCGUGGGCUGCGUUGCACGGAGCCUGCUGCAUCCCCCCGCCCUUCCCCGUGCCUGGAGCCAGAGGCUCGUGGUUCAUCCCGGCUGGCUUUGGGCAGGGCUCAGGGACCAGUCCCGUGGCGUUUUGGGGGCCUGCCCGGCGUGACUAUGGACCGCGCGUUGCCGUUUCAGCAAUAAUCCUCCUGCGCGCCCCCAGCCCAAAGGCAGCCGCGGUGGGGGGCGAGUCAGGCAGGGACAUCCCGCAGCUUGACUGCCCUAGGUGGUGGUACCGGGGUGCUGGAUUUAAGGCUGAAGGGAGCUCCCCUUUCUCGCCUGCUCAGCACUGCCCAUUUGUGUCCCUGGCUAAAACCAACCUGUCUGUGUGGGAUGCUGUUAUAAAUGUGAGGAAAUGCUGCGGUGGCAGAGAAGCCCGUGAAAUCCCCCAGCACGGUGACACUGUGAAAGAGCAGCUGCGCAGCGGUGACCCUGCUAACCAGGACAAAGCAGCUCCUUGCCAACGCUCUACCUGCCCACGAGACAGAGGUGGGCAGGUUAAAUGGUCCCUGAGGGCUAAAGAGAAACACGGGCUGAGAUAAAGCUCCUGUCCUUGCUUGUGUCUGGCAGGGAAGGGGCAGCGGUGUUUCCUCCUGGUGCUCCCUGCCCUUCCUGAUGCUGUGUCGCUCCCUGUGCCAUGGUCUGGGACACGGCGACCCUCGUCAGUGCUGCGUGUCGUCCCGUGGCGGUUAUGUGUCAUCAGCCCCCCCCCAAUGCCAGCUGCCCCUUCUCACCGCAGAGCAGCAGCGAGCCAUGUUCUGGCUUUGCACGCCUGAGCUUGCACGGUGGCGACGUGCCAGCUCCAGAAGGGCUGAGCCCAGAGUCCAUCGUCACCUUGUGUCCGCUCGUGGAUCGGAGGCAAACCUGUGAGUCUCACCCCCCUUCCCCCAAGCCCAUGGGCAUGCAAAACCCUGGCCUCAGCUGGGGCUGGGGAGCGCCGGCUGGGUUGUGGGUGCUUGCCAAGGCAGGGUCAGCGUGGGCAGCAGUGGGAGAUCCCUGGGACUGCGCGGAAACAUGUCAGAGUGCCCACUGCGUGCCGGGAAGAGGUUCUUGUCCUAUGGGCUGGUUUUGAGAGGGGUUUCUUCUAUGCCCACCCCACCGCAGUGGCCCUGCCUCCAGCGUGGGCUCUGUCCCUGCGUGCUUUGCAUCCCUGGGUGGCACUGGGAAGCAGGCUCUGUCCCAUCUGUGUGAGGCAGAGGAACGGUCUCUCCAGUACCCUGUCCUUUCCCUUCGUGGCCAUUGAAGAAAUUUCUGCUCGCCUCCUGCCUCCACGCUGCUCCGCAGCCUUGGGCAGAGCAGACCCUGUGGAGCCCAGCCCCCAAGCAUCGGCUGUGUGCGUGUCCCACGUCGGAGUGCCCGUGGUGUCUGUAGUGUGCCGUCGGUGUUAACACGAAACAAAGAAAUCCCUGUGGUGUGUAGAAAUGGCAAAAGCCUGACUGUUGUAAAAUAAACUGAGCUAUUGUGUUUCCUUUUAAA
Grus americana (Whooping crane) is the source of this 2708-nucleotide messenger RNA. It is a transcript of the gene FXYD6, whose product is annotated as FXYD domain containing ion transport regulator 6. Gene Ontology annotation, biological process: regulation of sodium ion transmembrane transporter activity. The coding region runs from base 502 to 819 and encodes 105 amino acids. The transcript has 8 exons. Gene Ontology annotation, molecular function: sodium channel regulator activity. The record is from RefSeq and is a predicted model, not a curated record. Gene Ontology annotation, cellular component: membrane. NCBI's taxonomy places the organism in Eukaryota, Metazoa, Chordata, Aves, Gruiformes, Gruidae.